UUCCCUUUUCCUUCGUUUUGUUUAGAUAUUUUGGUGUAGUGUAGAUUUAACUGUUGUCGAUUUUAUCACCCAAUGGUGGUGAAAAUUGGGGACAGACUCAAAUGGCUGUGCUCCUUUAACCACUAAGCAUGGGUGCAAAUGUUUACCUGAUGAAUCCAUAACAGUCGAGGACUGUCUAAUUGAAAUUAGUAGUUAAGUUGAUGCUCAUAAUAUUGUGUCUGCAUCAAGGAUGAAUAAAGCGGUUGUUGUCUUUUUGAGAGAAGUUUGUUUGGUUCAGCAUUUGAUUGAAUUUGGUUUAUCCGUUAUAGAUAUGUGCUGCCUGGUUGACUCGCGUAUAUAGGAUGUUAGGGUUAUGGAGGCCCCGCCUCAAAGCCCGAGGCUCUCUCUCUCUCUCUCUCUCUCUCUCUCUCUCUCUCAUAACAAGUGCUAAUGAAAUCAAAAGUGAAAGUACGUCAAGAAAUGCGAUUACCUUAUGGCCUGUUUUGUUGCAUGCUGGAUCAAAUUUGGGACAUGUAAAUAGGUCUACAAAAUUUUCUGUAUUAAUCACUAAGAAGAAGUUAUUGAAGUUCCAGUAAACAAUGGACAAAGCAGAAGGGUUAAAAGAUCGAGAGUUUUCUCCAAGAUCAAGAAAGCGAUCAAGAUCAGUCUCUUCGGAGUCCACCUUCCUGUCUAUGAAAAGCCACAAAUCUAUUGUUGAUCCACCAAAUUUAAAAGAUGGCAGAAUUUCACCUGAAAGCAGUGGCAGACUAAACACCAUAAGAUCAGGAAUAAGAUCAAGAUCAGUCUCUACAGCACCCAGCUAUCUGACUAUGAAAAGCAAUAAGUCUAUUGUUGAUCCACCCAACUUAAAAGAUGACACAGUAUCACCUGGAGAGAGCUCAAACUCUUUUAUAACCAGCAUGCUGUCCAUCAGAAAUAACUGGUCUAGAGAUACAUCUAACAUUGAGAAAGAGGGAGACAUGGUACUACAACAAAGCUUUGAAUCUGAACAUGAUGGUUCAGCUGUUUUUGAGAAAUUCAAAUCAAACAUGCAAGAAAAAUUUCAGUGUUUGCAUGAAGGAACAGCAAAUCAGGGAACUUUGACAAACCUCAAUGACAUCUACACAAAAGUCUACAUCACAGAGGAUGGAGGUGGAGAAAUCAAUAAUGAACAUGAGAUCAGACAAAUUGAAAUAUUUAGGAGAGCAAGAACAGAAGAUACACCAGUCAAUCUGAAUGACAUCUUCAAACCCUUACCGGGACAAGACAACCCCAUCAGAACUGUUCUGACUAAAGGAGUCGCUGGCAUUGGAAAAACAGUCUCUGUGCAGAAGUUCAUUCUGGACUGGGCUGAAGGGAAAGCAAAUCAAGACGUCCACCUCAUAUUUCCACUUCCUUUCAGAGAGCUCAAUUUUAUGAAGAAUCAAAGUCUCAGUCUCCUGGGACUUUUUAAUACAUUUUUCAUAGGAGCAAAGGAAUUGGAAAUAAACAGUGAUGAAUAUAAAGUUUUCAUAAUUUUGGAUGGUUUGGAUGAGUGUCGUCUGUCUCUGGAUUUUCAGAACAGCGUGAGGUUGUGUGAUGUGACUGAAUCUGCUUCAGUGGACGUGCUGCUAACAAACCUCAUUGCAGGGAAUCUGCUUCCCUCUGCUCUCAUCUGGAUCACCUCCAGACCAGCAGCAGCUGAUCUCAUUCCCUCUGAGUGUGUCCAUCGAGUGACAGAGGUACGAGGGUUCAGUGACCCUCUGAAGGAGGAAUACUUCAGAAAGAGAAUCAGAGAUCAGAUCAUGGCCGAGAGAAUCAUCUCACACCUGAAGUCCUCAAGGAGCCUCUACAUCAUGUGCCACAUCCCAGUGUUCUGCUGGAUCUCAGCCACUGUUUUAGAGAAGAUGUUGGGUGAAGCAGAGAGUGGAGAAAUUCCCAAGACUCUCACUCAAAUGUACACACACUUCCUGGUCCUUCAGACCAAAAUCAACAAUGAGAAAGACUAUGAGAAGAAAGUGAAUGAUGAAGAUAUGAUCUACAAACUGAGCAAACUGGCUUUUCAGCAGCUUAUGGAAGGAAAUCUGAUCUUUUAUGAAGAAGAUUUGAGAGAGUGUGCCAUUGAUGUGACAGAAGCAUCAGUGUACUCAGGAUUGUGCACUCAGAUCUUCAGAGAGGAGUUUGUACUGUGUCAGAGAAGAGUCUACUGCUUUGUUCAUCUGACUAUGCAGGAACAUCUUGCAGCCCUGUAUGUGUACCUUUCCUUUAUCAACAAUAAGAUAAAUGUGUUCAAUAUCACACCAGAUCAAUAUACCACACCAUCUGUGUUCUCAAAUCCAGGAAUUUUUCUAUCUGACCUGCUUAAAAUUGCUGUUGAUAAAGCCCUGGCCAGUGCAAGUGGGCAUCUGGAUGUAUUCCUUCGUUUUUUUCUGGGCCUCUCAUUGGAGUCCAAUCAGGCUCUCUUAAAAGGCCUUCUUAAACAACCAGGAAGUAGCUCCGGUUGCACAGAAAAAACUAUUAAGUACAUCAAAAACAAGAUAAUGGGGAAUCCCUCUCCAGAGAAGUCCAUCAACCUGUUCCACUGUCUGAAUGAACUGGGUGACCAUUCUCUUAUCAAGGCAGUUCAGCAUUUUCUUAAUUCUGGAACAAUAAGAGGAACAAGACUUUCACCCUCGCAGUGGUCAGCUGUUGCCUUUGUGUUGCUGACCUCAGAAGAGCUGGAUGUGUUUCACAUGAGCAAGUAUGCCAGAAUGUGCAGUGACAUUGAUGAAGUUCUUGUGAGGCUGCUGCCUGUAAUUGAAGCUUCUAAAACAGCCCAUCUUCAUUAUUGUAUACUGUCAGAGAAGUGUUGUAAAGCUUUAGCCUCAGCUGUCAGUUCAAAGAACUCCUGUCUUAGGGAGCUGAACUUAAAUGGAAAUGGACUUAAGGAUGAAGGAGCGAUGGACUUCUUUUCUGGUCUAGAGGGUCCACAUUGUAAACUGGAGGUACUGAGGCUUGCAAACUGUAAACUGACAGACAAAAGUUGUUCUGAUAUGGCUGUAGCGCUUAAAACAAAAUUCUUGAGCUUGAAAGAGCUCAGCCUGAAUUGCAAUAACCUGCAGGACACAGGACUAAAGCAGCUUGCUGCUGGAUUACAGAAUUCAUACUGUAAACUGGAGAUAUUUAAGCUAUGGAAUUGUGGCUUUACUGAUGAAGGUUGUAUUGCCCUGGCCUCAGCUUUGAAUUCUAACCCUUUCCACCUGAGGGAAGUUUAUCUGGAUAGAAAUAAACUUGGAGACAAAGGAAUUAAUCUGCUCUCGGAUGUGUUGAAGAAUCCAUGCUGUAAACUGGAGGUACUGAGUAUGAUCAGAUGUGGUGUGACCAAUAAAGGUUGCUCUGCUCUGGCAUCAGCUUUGACAUCAAACCCCUCACACUUAAGAGAACUGGAUAUAUCAGAGAAUAAACUUGGAGACUCAGGAGUGAAGAAGCUCUCUGGUGGACUUGCAAAUCCUCUCUGCAAACUGAAAACACUGAGACUGAUGCAUUGUGGCAUCACUCAAGAAGGUUGUGCAGCUCUGAGAUCAACCUGUUUACACUUCAUAGAUCUGGAUCUGUCUGGGAAUAAACUAGGAGAUUCGGGUGUAAAGCAGCUUUCGGCUGGACUUUUCUGUAAUAUUGAGAUACUAAAGCUGAUGAAUUGUGGUGUCACAGAUGAAGGUUGUGCUGCUCUGGCUUCAGUUAUGAAAUUAAAUUCAACAGACCUGAAAGAGCUUUAUCUUGAUAGGAAUGAGCUCAGUGAUUCAGGAGUGAAGGUACUCUCUGCUGCUCUGGAGCACCCUCACUGUAAACUGGAGACAUUAAAGCUGUGGGAUUGUGGUAUUACUGAUGAAGGUUGUGCUGCUCUGGCUGCAGCUCUGACAUCAAACCCCUCACAUUUGAGAAAUCUUUAUCUAUUUGGGAAUAAACUUGGGUACUCUGCGGUGAAGCUGCUCUCUGCCCUAAGCGAUGACCCACAAAACAAAUUAGAGAAUUUUGAUUUAUACUAGAUGCGGUCCUUUAAGAACUGAAGAGUUGCUGUGAUUGAUACUUCUACACACAUCUGAAUGUCUGAACACAACUGAAGCAUGAUAACCCACCUGCUCAUGCUUAGCACAUCUGUCACUCAUCUUUGUUUUUCAGGGAUUUUUUUUUUUUCCGUGAAUCAUCAUGCUACAAAAUAUUUUAUGAAUUGUACACCAUAUUAUUAUCCAUUAUUAUUAUUUGUGUUACUAUAAUUUUAACUGUUGUUGGUCAUAAUCAAACCAAGUAAAGUAGUGUUUUAUAUGAAUAACAUACAUCUGGGUGUUAAUAAGAGUUAUUUCUUUUUUCUUUGUUAGUUUUUUUUUUCUUAGUUUAAGAUAUCAUUCAUCUUAAACUGUGGAAUAAGUUUAAGGAUUUUCAGUUUUCAUUGAUUUGUUUACAUAGAAUGAUUGAACAAUUAAAGAAAGCAUGUACAUCCAAAUAAUACCGAAAAUGUUGUGCACAACCAAAAUAUAUCAGCACACUGUUGCUCCCAAGGACAUGUACUGGUCUCACCAAAAGCGAUGUAACAUGCUGUAACUAAGGUUAUACAUAAAAGCACACCUAUCGACAAAUUACAUGACUAGAAAACAUGACAACAAACCAUGUUUUUAAAAUGUAGGAUUUACUUAAAUACAUAUUAGUUGCACUUUCAAGAAGUGGAGUCUAACAUUUCAUCACUGAUCUUUUGUUUUAUUUAUUUUUGUGAAAACAGAAAACUAUAUUUUAUAUUCAAUUUCCUUGUGUAUACUGUAACAUUUCAGGUCAGACUGAAUAGUUUACUGAUUUUUCAUGUUACAUAUGAAUGUCAUUGUCUGUUCUGCAAGAGAAUUAUCCACCUUUUUCUUGUUGUAAAACUGGGUCCGGCCAUUUGUAAAUUUUAUGGGUCUGGCUUCCAUUUCUCAUAAUUUAUUGAUGCUUUUCUGUCUCUGUAUAUUACAUUUAAAUCUAAAACCUAUGUUAAAUUGCUACACUAAUAUGUGUAGAAUGGUAUAAUUGACAGCAAAAAAAUUAUUGCAUUUUAAGCAACCUGAGUAGUACUGUGAUUAAAUUGAUAUGUUGUCAAGAAUAAAGUUAUUGGUGUUAACAUUG
Messenger RNA from Cyprinus carpio (common carp), 5088 nucleotides. RefSeq names its product NACHT, LRR and PYD domains-containing protein 3-like. Gene Ontology annotation, molecular function: protein binding. The record is from RefSeq and is a predicted model, not a curated record. Lineage: Eukaryota; Metazoa; Chordata; Actinopteri; Cypriniformes; Cyprinidae.